AUGGCCUCGGAGGCAGUUGACAUCACGCCAAAGAGCGAUGGAGGUGUUCUGAAAAAGAUUUUGAAGGAAGGAGUUGGCAUCGCCAAGCCAUCCAAUGGAACGACUGUCAAGGUCUCGGGACCAAAGUGCGAAUUUUUAAGGAAAUUACCUUUUUUAGGUCCACUACACUGGAACCCUGGAAAAUGGUGAUAAAUUCGAUUCUAGUCUUGAUCGCAGCACUCCGUUCGACUUUUUGCUCGGAAGAUCGCAGGUGAAAAGGAAAAUUAGAUUAUAAAACGUCUAAAAUGAUAAUUUCAAGGUGAUCAAAGGUUGGGAUGUUGGUGUUGCGACGAUGACCAAGGGAGAAAAGGCCGUUUUCACGAUUCGGUCGGAUUAUGGUUAUGGCGACGCUGGCAGUCCGCCAAAGAUCCCUGGAGGGGCCACUUUGAUUUUCGAGGUGGCUAUUGAGCUGAUGAUCUUCUUUUUCUUGUCUGUUUUGUGUGAAGGCUGUAAAAUUCAGCAAAAUACUAUUUUAAAAAAUGCGCUUUUCGAUUAUUUUGAGGGGUUUUAAGUAGCAUUUCCGUAGUUAUUUUGCAAUUUUCUUGAUUUUCAUUCUAAAUUUAUUUUUUGAGAUUUCAGUUUUCCGUUAAAUUGUUAAAAAUAUCUUUAAAAAGUUACAAUAAGAACUUUUUUUUAGGUUGAACUUCUCGAUUGGGAAGCGGAAGAUUUGUCUCCCGACCGUGACAGUUCCAUUCUGCGGACAAUUAUUGUUGAAGGAUCCAAAUCGCUGAUUCCUAAUGAUACCAGCACAGUCACUGGUUAUAAAAUAAAUGAAAUAAUCUUCAAAAAAUGUUAAUUUUCAGCUCAUGUCGUUGGAUCCCAUGAAGGAAGGGAAUUUUACAAUAAAGAAGUCGUUUUUGCGAUUGGCGAGGCUUCGGAGGUGAAUAAGAAGCGGGAUUUUAAGAAUUAGAAAGAAAAAAAAAACAUGAAAAUGUAAAUUGAGUUUGUUUUUUUCUCCAGCCGUAGUUCAUUUUUCAUUACAUCUUUGAAGUUUUUCUCAAAAAAAUUUUUCACUUUUUCCGUUAUUUUCGAGCAUUUCCCUCAAUUUUACCCAAAAGAAGUCUCUUUCCUGAUUUUUCAAAAACGAUUUCUCAAAAAAAUCUAGGCGAUCAAAAGUUUUUCAUGAAAUAUUUAAUGUUUUUUUGAGAAUGUUUCCGUCUGGGAGUGUGGGUGUUGGAAUUUUUUUAAUUUUCAAAAAAAGAAAAAGUUGAUAAUUUUUUUGAGGAAAAGUUUUGAACAUUUAAAUUUAUAGAUCAUUCAUGUUUUUUUGAUUUUUUUGUAGUAGUAAACAUUCCUCAAAUUCAGGAAGGGAAGAACUGAAAAAAAUAUGGAAAUUUUUGGAUGAAGGAUUUGAAGUUUUGAGAGUUUCAAGAGAAGUAUCAGAAUAAGGAAUAGCUUUUUCUGGAAACAAAAAAGAAUUUAGAAAGUAAAAUAUUUUCUGUCAUCUUUAUUUCAACACGGCGUUUCCCAAACGGGGUGGGGAGACGUCAAAAAAAUUUGGGCGCGAAAAUUUAAACCUCAAGUACGCAGCCAAAGGCGAUCGAAUAAACAAGUUAUUAACGUUGAAUACUCAGUGCAAUUUGUGACGUAGAAUGACGUCAUUUUCUCCGGAUCGCGCACUUUCUUUUUUUUGCAAAUUCAGAAACAAAAAAAGAGCCUCUUUGCCAUUUUUUCAAGUAGUAGAUGGUUCUAAAAAUUAUUGAUUUUUGGUGAUAACUUUCCAACUUUCAGGCCGGUCUCCCUGAAGGAAUCGACCGUGCCCUUCGCCGUUUCUGCAAGGGCGAAAAAUCAAAAAUCGAACUGAAAGGCACGAGAUUCACCUACGGAACGACGGCACCCGAAGAAUACGGCCUUCCGCCCAACGCCCCUCUGGAAUUCACCAUCUUCCUGAAAGAUUUCGAGAAAGUCCCCUCGACCUGGGAGAUGUCCACGGAGGAGAAGAUGACGUCGGCCAAGGCGGCCAAGGAGCGCGGAACCGAGUUCCUCCAACAGGGAAAACUGCGCCUCGCUUGGAACAAGUACAAGCGCGUCGAGGACAUCCUGGAGUACGAGAAGAAUCUUGAUGAGGAGGAGAAAAAGGUGUGGGGAGUUGAAAAUGUUCGAAGUGAUUCCGCAAAGGAGAGUGGAAAAUAUCACUAAAUUUUGGAGGGUCAGACGUAAUUUUCAGCUAAAAUAUUGCGCUAGUUUCUUUGAACACGGUAUGGAACUCUUGCCAAAAUUUUUGGGACUGCCAAUUUUUAUAAUUUUUGAGCAAGUUACAUUGAACAGGUCGUAACGAUAGAUUCUACUGUUUUGUUUCGAUAUUUUAUUCAUUCGUGGCUUUUCUCACCUUAUUUAAGCGUUUUCAGAUCAUUUAAAACCUUUUCCUCGUUUUUUUCUUUCAUUUAAAAUCAAAAAAGAUUAACAUAGAACUUUCCCUAUUUUUCUUGGCUUGUUAUAACGAUUUUCUUUGCCGGUUUUACGAUUUUUUUAAAAUAUUUUAUGAUUUUCUCAAUUAGGAGUCAACGUAGAUUUACUCUUUAAUAACCUGGAAAAAAUUUAUAAAUUCAAAAAAUAUUGGAAUUUUUAUACUUAUUUUACGUAGAAAGUGUUAAACAAAGAAAAAACAAAAACAAGCAUUGAAAUAUUGAAUUUUUACCGUUUCAUGCCGAAUUUUCACCUUUUUCUGGAUAUUCCUAGAAAAUAUUAGCUUCUUGAGAGUUUUCAUAAAAUUUUCUCAUCAUUUAAGAAUUUUAACUGCUCAAAAAAAAUAAUGCAAAUGGUUCUUUUCAUGUAAAUUUUGAGAAAGUUCAAACCUUAAACGACCAUUCACACAGAUUUGAAAUUAUUUUACGAUUUUUCAGCUGAAUUAUAUUUUUCACAUGUUUGGAAGUUCUAAUCAGUUUACAAGAUGUUUGAAAAAUUAGUUUUAUUUUAAAAAGCGUUUUUAGUCGUUUGAUAUGGUUUAACUGAUGUUUCUGCACGUUUUUUUGGAAUUUUGGCUUUAUUCUUCAGUUUUUAUUUGAGAAUUUUUGAAAUAACGUUUUUCAGAACCGUGACGCCCUGCUGCUGAGCGCCUAUUUGAACUUGAGCUUGACCGCCUCGAAAUUGAACGAACAGCUCGACUGCAUCAAGUACUGCGACAAGGUCCGUCUGUCCGCAUUUUAAAGAAAAAAAAAAGUAAUUUUCAAGGCUCUGGAAGUUGAUGCGAAGAGUGUGAAGGCCCUCUACCGCAAGGCGACCGCCAUCCUCACAAUGACCGAAUUCGCCGACGCCCAGAAGAUUUAUGAGAAGAUUGUCGAAAUCGAGCCCGAUAAUAAGGUUUCCGGGAGAAAAAUCCAGAAAAAAUGAUGAUUUUUAGGCGGCCGCUCAACAGAUUCUGGUCUGCAAAAACAAGAUCCGCGAGGAGAACGAAAAGGACAGAAAACGGUUCAAGAGCAUGUUCGCCAAGAUUUCCGAGGCUCCGCCCGAGCCCCAAGCUUCCCAUCAUGUUGGUAUUUAUAAUAAUAAUGUUCAUUUACAGGCAGACAGUAUAACAUACACAGAAACGGUUAAAAAAUGAAAAUAAAUUGAAAAUAAAGCUUGAAUUAAAUACACUAAGAAUAACUGACGAGAUAAACGCGAGCUCGGUGGCGGUACAUUGACUGACUCGCAAAAAUGCCGCUUUUUUCUAGGCGCGAUCCCGCAUUUCUCUCGGCGCGACCUCGCAUUUUUCUCGGCGCCAUCUCGCAUUUAUCUUGCAUUUCGGAAAUUUUCAAAUUGCGAGAGAAAUGCGAGCUCGCGCCCAGAAAAAUGCGAGACCGGCGCGAGAAAAAAAAGCGAGAUGUUUGCGAGCUCGUCAAUGUACUGCCAGUGUCUCGCGUUUAUCUCGGCAGUUAUUCUUAGUGUAAAUGGCGAUUGUGGCCCUCACAAGUGUAGAAAGAUGCUGAGGUUAGGAUUGAUCAAAAGUUAAAAAAUAAACAAAAAUUGAGUGAUUUUAAAUUUUUAAAUGAUGAAAUAUCGGUUUCGAACAAGUCUGGUUUUGGAAUAUUUUCGGGAUUUUUAUUCAUAAACUCUUCAAAUUUUUUUUUGAACUUCGAGCCAUUUUUUAGAAGCUCAUUUGGGUCUAUGAAAAUCUGGGCAGAAAUCUAGAUCCCUUAAGUGAUCUCUCAAGGGCUGCUCGAAGAGGACACUUGAGUGACCACUGAAGCCACUAUUCCGCGUCUUAGUGACCAGUUAAGUGACUAGAAUUGAGUGGCCUCUUCAGGAGUCUAAGUGGUACUACCUGACAUCCUAAACUACUAUAGCGGCCACUAAGACGUUAAACAGAAGCGGAGGUGGUUUCAGUAGCCCCUUUAGAGACCUCUCCAAGUAGCCCUUGAGGUACCUGUUAAGUGGCCACUAGGACUUUUUCCCAAAUACGCAAAGGUUAAUUUCAGUAACAUGUGGUUUUCAUAAAUAAAAUAAGAACUUUUUUUCACUCUCAAUAAACACAAUUUUUAAGUGGACACUAGAGUAAUAAAUUUUUCGGACAUUUUCAUUUUUUAAAAAUCAAAUUGUCUCUUUUCAUCAAGCUUUUAAUCGUUGAACUUGAUUCGAUUGUUAGGUUUUUUUAAAAAAUCUAGAAUGCUACGAUCAAUAAUAGAAAUGACGUGAUAUUAAAAAUCCGAGUCCAAUACAAACUCUCCAAAUUUUUUUUUGCUUUCCAGGCCACCAAAAUUGAAGAAGACGGCCAAGUUCCAACGACCAGUGGAAACACGACAACUGUUGCUUAA
Molecule: messenger RNA, 4772 nt
Organism: Caenorhabditis auriculariae
Lineage: Eukaryota; Metazoa; Nematoda; Chromadorea; Rhabditida; Rhabditidae
Source: the annotation of a GenBank genome assembly